Daldinia caldariorum is the source of this 1182-nucleotide messenger RNA. RefSeq lists its product as uncharacterized. Lineage: Eukaryota; Fungi; Ascomycota; Sordariomycetes; Xylariales; Hypoxylaceae. The coding region runs from base 478 to 1113 and encodes 211 amino acids. The transcript has 3 exons. The record is from RefSeq and is a predicted model, not a curated record.
AUUGAUUACCCCAUACCAUAUUUUGACAUCCUAUCUCUUCGUCGUCAAAUACUCUUUCGUAAUACUUUUACUCUUACCCCUCUUUCAGCUUGUUUGAGAAACCAAUAACCACCAGGUUGUCGACGGUAAGAAUGGACAGGAUACCACUAUAAGGUCAUGUGUUAUUUCUUUUCGGUAUAUGAACUACUUCACCGGCAUGAAAUGUGACCUUGACGGUAGCUGAGAUUUGGACAGUGUGUACGGCGCUGAUGCAGGAUAGUAUUCGAGACGCCCAAGUGGUCAAGAACCUACGAAACCGGGGAUCGAGCCCCUCAAGUACGCUGGCUGGGCAUAUGUGCUUGACUAUAACCUCAGUAAGCAUAAAUAAGUCUUCCAGCUCCCAGAUAGACUGAGAAAGUGAAAGACUUGAAGAUCCAAAGAGAAUCAUAUAGCAUCACGCUACGCUAGAAACAUUGUAUACUUUCGUCGCUCAUCACGAUGCAUUACGUUCCGGAGGCGUAUGAAUCUCUGCCGUCGCUUCAGCUAGCUGGAGAGCUGUUCGAGAAGAAGAACGCGGUGCAACCUCUCGUAGGCCCUAUCCGGCAGCUAUUUCUCGAUAGGGGCCUUUGCCAUAAGUAUGGCAUCAGCUUGUUGCACAAGCACUUUUCCAUGGAACCAAUAGAACGUCUCGUCGAAUACCACCACUCUGCCUCGCCCUGGGUUGUGAAGAACCAGAACGCCCUCGUUAUACCCCGGUACGAAGGUGCCAUCGUGCCGCGGACUUUCAGAUUCUUCGAGGGGAAGGCAACCCCGUACGAAUUCUCGUUCUCGGCUACGGCUCCACUUGUAGAGGAGGAUCACGAAGAGUUUGUGUUGGAAGUGUCGAACCUGCUCCGUCAGUACGACUUGGACGAUGUGUUCGGCGUGCGGUGGCUGGAUGAUUACGACUCGGAAUUGCCUAUGGAGGUCACGGAGGGAAACGUAAAUAUCAUGAUGCCGGUCGGAUCUGUACCCGACGCUUCCCUCAUCGAGGCUCUGUGGGUCUUUAGUCCCGAUGAGACUCAGAGAUGCCACUGCCUGUCGGUGUGCAGAACUAUUGGUGGCAAACAUCAACCGGAUCACGGCUGCUCGUAGUUCUUGAUCAGUUCGGGGCUCGUUCACAACAGAUUGUCAUUCCCUACAGGCUCACGUAUGUCUUUGUAU